GUAUAGCAACACUGGUGGGGCUUUGAAUGGCCAGAGUCUUUUCUGUAGUCUUAAACACUAGAUAGACAGAUAUAGACCGCCUCACGGGUCCAGAUCCACCAAUCUCGAAUGGCCAGAACCUUCAUCUACCGAGACCGUUGGGCAGCCGCCGUUGUGGCACCCGUGGUUUUUUCCUGCUUCAGGACAGACAAGCCCAAUGUGCUAGGAAGUACAGGAAAGCUUGGCUCCCCAGAUGGGGCAGGUGGGGCUCUGCAGGUCACCAGAAAGCCAGAUCCCUAUGAGAAGCAGCGGGAGGAGGCCGAGGCGCGGUUCUUCGACUGCCCGGCCGAAGCGCAGCGCAUCGCGCUGGCACGCCACAAGUUCCCGCGCAAGGACACUGGGGAACCAAUUGCUGAGGACGACGAGCAGCCCGUGCGGCGGCGCAUCGCCGGUUUUCGCCUGGGCUUUGAGAAGAUCUUCAAGACCACGUCGAUUAGACUGCCUGUCUCUGCCUACAUUGUCUAUGCAGAGAUGCGGUCCUCUCAUACCAACGAGGUCUUCUGCCGCUGCUUCAAUGGGCUCCACACCAUCUACGACCUGAAGAAGUGGAUCUAUGAGAAGCUUCUGCUACCGAUGAACGCCUAUGAGCUCUCCUAUGCCGAAAGUGGCAAGGUACAGCUCACGGAUAACAUGCGCCUGCUUACCACUCAGGAUUCCUUGGAUGCUCGUUCGAUGGCCACCAUGCGAAGCUGCCAAGACAUGUCGCAAGGCAUUCCUGGUAUUCACUCCAUCGGAGACAUCGGCGUCACCAGGCUCUACGUGAGGCUCAAGUGCCGUACCUGUGGCGACCUCCUGAAUAGCGCGUCCACGUGCCGAAAGAAAAAGCAAAUGGGCCACAUAGAACCUGCCUUUAAUGGCCGAAAGCCACAGGGGUUUAACUUCUCGCGGCCGGCCUCGCCCGAGAAGGUGAAGCUUCGGCAGCAAAGUACCGAGAGCUUCGGGCGGCCGCACAUCUCGGGACCGCCAAAGCCGGAGGCCGAAGUUCUGGCGGACAUCGAAGAAGGAUGGUGA
This is a messenger RNA of Durusdinium trenchii, 1050 nucleotides long. The record is from the annotation of a GenBank genome assembly. NCBI's taxonomy places the organism in Eukaryota, Dinophyceae, Suessiales, Symbiodiniaceae.